Molecule: messenger RNA, 2377 nt
Organism: Cyprinus carpio (common carp)
Lineage: Eukaryota; Metazoa; Chordata; Actinopteri; Cypriniformes; Cyprinidae
Product: phospholipid scramblase 1-like
Biological process (GO): plasma membrane phospholipid scrambling
Cellular component (GO): plasma membrane
Molecular function (GO): phospholipid scramblase activity
Source: RefSeq, a predicted model, not a curated record
GAGCUUUGGAGCGCGUGAGCAUCAUGCCAGCCAAUGGGAUGUGGCGCAUUAUAUGGGGCAGAGACUCUUAAGUCAGCCCGUUAUAGUCCUUAUCCUAAGAAGACGCAGGAUAAGGCAGCCAUGCAGCCUAUGAAUAUGUAUAUGGUUCCCAAUCCAGGAAUACCAGGCUGUCCACCGGGAUUAGAGUACCUGACACAGGUAGAUCAACUUCUUAUCAAACAGAAAGUUGAGCUUAUUGAAGCUUUGGCAGGCUUCGAGAGCAACAAUAAAUAUGAGAUCUGUAACUCCAUGGGUCAGAACGUGUUUUACGCAGUGGAGGAGAACGACUGUCUCACCCGUCAGUGCUGCGGCCCGCUGCGAUCCUUCACCAUCCGUGUCCUGGAUAACUUCGGAGAGGAAAUCAUCACAGUCAGCCGUCCUCUGAAAUGCAUGUCCUGCUUCUUCCCGUGUUGUCUGCAAGAGCUGGAGAUCCAGGCUCCUCCUGGCAACACAGUGGGAUAUGUUCUACAGCAGUGGCACCCUUUCCUCCCCAAGUUCACCAUAGAGAAUGAGCACCGAGAGCCGGUUCUCAAGCUCCAGGGGCCGUUCUGUGGCUGGAGCUGCCUGCCAGACGUGGACUUUGAGAUUCUGACCAUGGAUGAAGUCAGCAUUGGAAAGAUCAGCAAACAGUGGACAGGACUUCUCCGGGAGGUAUUCACAGAUUCAGACAACUUUGGGAUCCAGUUCCCCAUGGAUCUUGAUGUGAGAAUGAAGGCAGUGAUGAUCGGAGCCUGCUUUCUCAUUGACUUCAUGUUUUUUGAGACGAAAAACUAGUUGCUACACAGACGGUGUUGUGACUGUUGACAUGAGUGAAAACAGGAGAUAUUUACCCUUGCACAUCAUUCAUCUGUAAAAUCCAAUGGAAUGCAUAGAAGAAAAGUGGUUUUAGAGACUGUGAAGUAGCUUCAGGUGUGUGUUCAACUGGUUACACUGAUUAAAGUGUUUUAUAUUUAUUUAUUUAUUUUUUAUCUAUACAUAACAAAUGACUAUACUGUACAUAAUAAAUGCCAUGAAUUGCAUUUAAAGGAACAGCUCACCCCAAAAUAAUUAUAUAUAUAAAUAAAUUAAUGAAUAAUAAAUCUGCCAUUGUUUAUUCCAAAAUCAUAUGACAUUCUUUCCUCCAUGGUCUUUAAAACCAUGUUUGAAAGUGAAUGGACAUAACAGCCAUGGAGGCCCAAAAAAAACACAAUAAAAGAAGCCAUAUAACAGAUUUGUGUGAAAAAGAGUCUUAAAUAGUGAACUAUUCCUUUAAGAGCUGUCCAUAUGACUACGCAUAUUCAAUUUUGCAGUUAUACCUACGCUAAAUGACCAAUAUACACCUUUAAAACACAAAGUUAUAUUUUAUUGUGAAAUAGUAUUUUUCAGCACUUUUCAUUUUAAUCAAUAAUCCCCCCCCCCCUCAAAAAAUGUAUUGCAUGCAAACAGAUGUUGCAAACAGCCAAACAGUUGGACAAAGUGGUCUGAGAAAAAAAAAUAGUCAUGAUUUGUUAUUUAUUGUGUGAUUUACGUAGCUUACAUAUUGUUUGUUUGAUUUGUAGUGUCAACAAAAAGCUUUUAAACAGGAAUAUGUUUUUUAAGAAUCUGUGAGCUUAUAUUUUGUAGUACUCAGUGUCUCCAGAAGAGGGGAAUGUUGAUCUUUAAGUACACGCAAAAUCUUCUACGUUUUAGGUCCUUAAGUGACUGGGGUUUGCAAUUUAAGCACAUCUACUGUAUGUGAUGCUUCAUGAAUGUCUGAUAUAGUUAAUAUAGUGUAUAGUUUGACUAACACAAAAUGUAUUUUUAUCAGGACACUUUUAUUUAUUUUUUUUAUAUUUAUUUUGACAUGUUAUUACUAAUUCCAGUGCUAUAUUAUCUAGUGCAAAACAAUUGUAUAUACUGCACAUGUUUGUCUAAUCAUUAUGUAGGCAAUGCACUGUUAUUUGUGUUUGCUUUUAGUUAUAAUUCAACAUGCUUUAAUUGAAUUUGUCUUUGAACCAAAAAAACAAAGAAGAAAACACAAAAUCGUGUCACAGGGAUGUUUGGUGGAAACUGAACUUUUCUUCUCCAGCUACAGCCAACAAGUCGGCAAUAAUGCUUCCUAAUGAGCUGUGAGUUAUGAGUGCUGAUGAAAGAGAACAUGGCUUUACGCCAUACAAAAACUGUUUAUAGGUUUGAGAAGAAUUUCUAUUUUUACCAUUUAGCGGGGAGUGUUCAGUCAUGCCAUCAGCCCAGCCCGGGCUUUGAUCUGACCUCGGCUUGUGAAGAAAGUAACAUUUUAAAACCAUAUUAGCGUGAUGGAAACACACAAGGCACUGAACUCUGAUCUGGAAUGCAAUAAAGAGAAUUAUUUAGCUGAGGA